UUUGGCACUUGUUGCUUGCUAACAAAUAAGUUUGCGUUCUUCUUUUCAAUUAAUUAAAUCAGAAUACCUGAAUUAACAAGUGCCGCCUGUCAAUUUACAGCUUGUCAUAAAAAUAAAAGCAACAGCAACAACAAAUAACUUGAUUUCAGGGCAAAAACUCGCAACACAGUUUAGUCACAAAAGCUUGACUCGACGUGUUUUUGAGUCAUUUUGCGCUCACUUAAAAAGUUGUUUCUUUUUUCAGUUGAGUUGAAACCGUCAAACUGGCAGCACGCAUCAUGUCCGCAGGUCGCGUAGUCAUCUAUGGAGGCAAGGGCGCACUGGGCUCCGCCUGCGUCGAUUAUUUCAAAGCCAAUAACUAUUGGGUUGGCAGCAUUGACCUGAGCGAAAACGAGAAAGCCGACGCCAGCGUUGUGGUGCCGCGCGAUGCCAGCUGGGAGGAUCAGGAGACGGCUGUCGUCUGCCAGGUGGGCGAAUCCCUGGCUGGCCAAAAGCUGGACGCCGUCAUCUGUGUGGCCGGCGGCUGGGCCGGCGGCAAUGCCAAGAAGGAUCUGGCCAAGAAUGCGGAUCUGAUGUGGCGCCAGAGCGUCUGGAGUUCGAGCAUCUCGGCCGCAUUGGCCGCACAGCAUCUCAAGGCCGGCGGCUUGUUGGCGCUGACUGGCGCCAAGCCUGCUUUGGAGGGCACACCGGGCAUGAUUGGCUACGGCAUGGCCAAGGCGGCUGUGCAUCAGCUGACACGUUCGCUGGCCGGCGAGAAUUCCGGUUUGCCCAGCGAUGCGCUCGUCGUAUCCAUAUUGCCCGUUACCCUGGACACGGCCAUGAAUCGCAAAUGGAUGCCAAAAUCCGAUUUCAGCAGCUGGACGCCUCUCACCGAAGUCGCUCAACUCUUUGGCAAAUGGACCCAGGACCAGGAACGCCCCAAAACAGGCUCGCUACUCCAGCUAAUAACAAAGAAUGGCAUUACGGAGCUGAUUGCGGUGGAAUAGACUUUGAUAUUGUUCAACAGCUUAAUAGAAAACUCAUAUAUACUAUAUAGAAUGCUUGUGCUUAAACAAUUAAUAAAUAGCAGAGAGAAGAGAGAGAGAAGUUAUAUACGGGUUGCCGAAGGUCAAAUGCCCUUGCAAAUGAUGCUCAGCAUCUGUUGUCAGACUCAGCUUAGCUUAUAUAGGAUAUACCUUGUGUGGAUAUUCAUUAUACAAAAGAUAUCUGAAUAAACAUGACUUUUCUUAUAAA
Messenger RNA from Drosophila montana, 1233 nucleotides. It is a transcript of the gene Dhpr, whose product is annotated as dihydropteridine reductase. Gene Ontology annotation, cellular component: cytoplasm. Gene Ontology annotation, biological process: L-phenylalanine catabolic process; tetrahydrobiopterin biosynthetic process. NCBI's taxonomy places the organism in Eukaryota, Metazoa, Arthropoda, Insecta, Diptera, Drosophilidae. The coding region runs from base 279 to 986 and encodes 235 amino acids. The record is from RefSeq and is a predicted model, not a curated record. The transcript is spliced from 3 exons. Gene Ontology annotation, molecular function: NADH binding; 6,7-dihydropteridine reductase activity; NADPH binding.